This is a messenger RNA of Lucilia cuprina (Australian sheep blowfly), 1549 nucleotides long. RefSeq lists its product as uncharacterized. The record is from RefSeq and is a predicted model, not a curated record. The transcript is spliced from 2 exons. Lineage: Eukaryota; Metazoa; Arthropoda; Insecta; Diptera; Calliphoridae. The coding region runs from base 64 to 849 and encodes 261 amino acids.
ACGAAAAUGUUAAGAUCGUUUACGGUAUUGAAAAAUUUGCAGUAAAAAAUAAAAGGAAAAAUAAUGGAAAUUGUUUAUAUUUUUAAAGUGUUUUCUUUAGUGUUGAUAACUAUUGCAAAAGCUAAUGAGAUUACUAAGGAGGAGAAUAAUGAGGAACCGAAUGUAAUUAGUAGCGCGGAAGAAAGUGUUAAUAAUGAUGAAACUAAAGACUUAAGAACGGAAAAGUUAUCAAGACAAAGUAUAAGUUUAUGGCCAAAUAUUGAACAAGAUCAGGAUCUUUUGUUAUUGGAGCAAGUUUUGCAGGAUAUUGAAGGUCGCGGCAAAUCUCAACGCUACAAAAAACUCACAAAAUUUAUGUACCCUCUCUUCAUGGGGGUGCUAGUGGCUAAAAUUGUCUUAAUACCACUGAUACUUAAAAUGUUAACCGCCAUCUCGGCAUCAGCUUUGGUAAUGGGUAAAAUUGCUUUAAUUGCUACAGGAUUCAUUGCACUAAGUUCGAUAUUCUCACAUGGUCUUUACGAUACCAAAGAUCGUUUUGAAUUAAUUUAUCUGCCGAAUGGAAGACCAUAUCGUUCUACGACCGGUGGGUUCUCACUCUAUGAUGAUCAAUCGUGGUCAGAUAGUAAUAAUCAAUAUGCUGUUGUUGCACCAGCUGCAGCUGGACAACAGCAAAAAUAUAUUCCUGUUAAUUUAAAACCAGAAUUCGCGUAUAAUUCAUAUCGAGCUGCUGGUGAGCUUGGCGGAGGAGGAUCAGGACGAGUUGGCAAUUCUAUUAACGAUUUGUAUUAUUAUUCACAGCAUAAUUAUAAUAACAAUAAUAAUAACAAUGACGGUAAACCGUUUUUAUAAGCAUUUUAAUAGAUUUAAUGGAAAUAUUUAUUAGCAAAGGUGAAGGAAAGGGUAGUGUUUAGAAGUAUUUAUGUACUUGAAUGUUUUAGAAUAAUAUUAUGUUUUAAUAUGAUUAUUACAUUAUUAGAAGUUAUUAUUAAUUGCUCUUAAAGUUAAUUUUAAUUAAUUUUAAAUUUAAGCUCAAUAUUGUAUUAUUUUCUAGAUGUAACAUAAAUGGGAUUUUCGAUAAAUUAAAAAACAAAUUUAAAACAAUAUCUAAGCUCUUUAUGUAUACUGAUUAAGCUGAUGUUAAAUGACAAAAUUAAGAUUUUUCUAAAUGUUCAACCAAACAAUUGUGUUCCUAAAAUAUCUAUGGACUUUGUCUUGUCCUUUUCAACAAUCAGUCAUGGAUGAUUUAAAUUCUUUAGCUUUAUAUGCUAAAUAUUGUUGAAAAUGACUCAAUUAAGUUUAAAAAUAUUAAUACAGUUUACUAAAAUAACAAAUAUUAAAAAAAAAUAAUUUAAAUAAAAUGUAGUACAAAUCAAUUAGUUGUGUUUUAUUUAUGCUGCAAACUUUGCUCAGCUUUUCAGAAACUACUACUGGGCCGUUUGUAUAAAAAAUAUUCCUCCGGAGAAUGAAAAAUACAAUGUUUUAAAAUUUUUCUUUUAAAGUCAAUAUUUAGUGAGCUGGGAUAAAGGAUAAUUUUCUACAAUUUUGUAAA